Messenger RNA from Cylindrotheca closterium, 4329 nucleotides. The record is from the annotation of a GenBank genome assembly. NCBI's taxonomy places the organism in Eukaryota, Bacillariophyta, Bacillariophyceae, Bacillariales, Bacillariaceae.
AUGGAGUCCAGCAUUGCUUCACACGCUAGCAAGUUGCUUGAACUUAGUACUAAAAAGAUAGAUCAGGAGAAACGCCCAAAGCUUCUGGAAGAGAUGCAUUGUUUGGCCGAGGAGGAAAAAGGAAAGAAAGAGAUCGCUGCUCUGCUUAAAAACGACAAAACAAUCGCCUGUUGUACUGUUGCAUUUUUACCUGCCGAAAUAGCAAAGUGCUAUCGGUCGGACCUAAUAGGUUGCAUUCCUGAGUCAUUGAGUGAAACGCAUUGCCAGCAGUUAGCUGAUUUGAUUACAAACAUUCGAUCAUUUCAUACCUUUGUCAAAGAAAAUGACAAAAAAGACUUCCGUAUGGAGUGGUUCGGCAGGCACAAGAAUGGGUCGCAUCGCAUCAACGAAAUUGAAUCCUUGGUCAUAUCAAUUCAGCUUUGCUUGGCUAUACGAGACAGGGUUUCAAUGAAUGGUUUGUCUAAACUAUGGGGAAGGAAGCUCCGUCCCUUGGGAAGGGAUAAAAAUGCACUAAAGCUACGUUUCACAAACUUUCUAACGCCAAAGGGAUUGCAUGAGGAGCAACAUCAUUGGCGCCCGGCCUCUGUAAAGAAAGCGAUGAUAAGCAUCGUCUCCCCAAUUAAGAAGAUGAUGAGUCCAGUGUCCAAUGGAAAAAGGUCCAAUGGUCAGACACCUGCAACAAGAGAGACCAGUCAACUCUCUGAGAAAUCUAUAUUGGGCAACUCACAAGAUGAAUCCGUUGAAGCGACGAUUUGCCCUGUGGCAGUAGAGAAGAUGAAUAGUAAGAGUAUGUCAAUCGGAUUCGAUGAUCUGCAACCACAGAAUCUUUACAGGAGAAGAAUUGAAGAUAGUCCAGAGAAAGGGACGUCGCAGCAUCCCAUCAAGAAGUCGGUGAAGAAGUCGAAGAAGCGAGGUUUCUCUUCCCCGCAAAUAGAGUUCAAGCAAACGCUUAGCCCACUCUCAAAAUCGCCAGUGCGGGUCAAAGGAAAACCCAACGGUCAGACGCCAGCAAAACCGUUCAAGAUAUCUGUAUUGGAGACCUCACAAGAUGAAUCCAUCGAACUCGAGGUGUCUCCCCGGCGACUCGUCGAUGUGUUAGCUCGUCCAGAGAAAGGGACGUCGCAGCAUCCCAUCAAGAAGUCGGUGAAGAAGUCGAAGAAGCGAGGUUUCUCUUCCCCGCAAAUAGAGUUCAAGCAAACGCUUAGCCCACUCUCAAAAUCGCCAGUGCGGGUCAAAGGAAAACCCAACGGUCAGACGCCAGCAAAACCGUUCAAGAUAUCUGUAUUGGAGACCUCACAAGAUGAAUCCAUCGAACUCGAGGUGUCUCCCCGGCGACUCGUCGAUGUGUUAGCUCGUCCAGAGAAAGGGACGUCGCAGCAUCCCAUCAAGAAGUCGGUGAAGAAGUCGAAGAAGCGAGGUUUCUCUUCCCCGCAAAUAGAGUUCAAGCAAACGCUUAGCCCACUCUCAAAAUCGCCAGUGCGGGUCAAAGGAAAACCCAACGGUCAGACGCCAGCAAAACCGUUCGAGAUAUCUGUAUUGGAGAGCUCACAAGAUGAAUCCAUCGAACUCGAGGUGUCUCCCCGGCGACUCAUCGAUACAUCGCAGCAUCCCAUCAAGGAGUCAGUAGGGAAGUCGCUCGAGCUAUAUGUCUUGGAGGACUCACAAGAUGAAUCCAUCGAAAUUGUCGAUGCGUUACCCAUCGUGGAGAGGACGUCUCAUAUCGACAGUGAGUGGUCCAGGAAUUCCAAUGAGAGAGGCACAAAUGGUAACCCAGCAAAGGUGACCCCAACAAAUGAGCUUGAUAACAGUUUCAGUUUUGGAAGUCAAUACUCAGAAGAGGAAGACGAAGAAGAUCCAGUCACGGCAGAUUGUCAUGGCACUUUACCAACUGAGAAUGAGACGGAAAUCAUCGAUUAUUCAUCAGAUGACUCCGCUUUCGUCCCAGAUAGUGACUGUUAUACUGACGACUCGUCUAACGAUGAGCCAAACAAUGACUUCGGCGAUCAUGAUGACGACUCCUCUACCGAAGAACCUGAUGAUGAAGCUGAAGAAGAAGGAAAGUUUCGUCGAAAGAUUGAUAAACUUGGCUUAGGAUCAGCCGUUGACGCAGUAUUAGCCACUGGAAGAAAAGCUCGUAAAUUCGCUUUCCAGAAUCCUAAGGGUGGUCAAGCGACACGUUAUUCUCAAAUCCCAGUGAGUUCAUCAAGGAAAAGGUUUGCCAAAAAUGCUAAAGAAACAGAAUGGAUUCAAAACGUGGUCAAUAUGUCUGGGAACGAAAACCUCACAGAGACUCAAAAGGCAGCGUAUCUGUUUGAAAAUCUUCUCAAAUUUUAUCCCGACCUGUUGGACGUUUCUGCAGAAGAAUGCGGGAUUCGAGGACUCAACAGAAUGCUCCCAAUGGACGCACACAAAACACUAGCGAUGAUGAACGAAGCCAACAUGACAUACUAUACCCUUCGAGUCGUCAAGCGUUACAUCUGGGAUCAUUUCAAAAUACGCUUCACAGCUCCUGAGGAAAGGAUCAGAGAAAUCACAGCUCACCUCGUUGAACCUAUCCAUGGAACGGUCAAGAUUGACGAAACAAUAAUCACAUAUUGGUACCGCCCAAUCACCGACGUCGUUCUGAACUUGUUUAAACAUGAAUUCAAAGAUCUUGAAUUUCAUGAAUGCAAGGUAAUUUUGGGAGGAGAUCAUGGGGCUGGAGUUUUCCACAUGUCCAUCAAAGUUGUUCUUUACAGAGAGGAUGGAACAAUUGCGAGAGAAGCAAUCGAAAAAGUAGGCCAUAUCGAUAACGGGAAGGAUACCUACCAAGUUUUGAAUGAAACCAUUAUGCAACCACUUGAGGAGUCAUUGGCAUUGCUGGAGAAAUCUGCAAUUCGCAUCCCAAAAGAUUGUACACCUGACGAAUACCAGACACUUGUCACUUUCAUUCCUCUUACCGAAUGCAAUUCUUCAAAUGAUAGUGCUUUCCGAAUCAUCACUCUCAUAGUGGCAGCAACUGGAGAUUUGGCAUGGGUCAACACAAUGCAGGGAAAGGAGAAUAUGUCAUCCAAAUGGUGCCCUUAUUGCGAUCUUCACCCAAACGAGUUCAAAAAUAUCGACCAUAAUCCAGGCAACCUAUGGACUCUCGAAAGCAUGGCGCGGACUCGAAAUUUCAUUGCAUCGGGAGUAUACCCAGCCAAGGACAAGGCUCGACUUCAGAAGGGAUGCACACGUGCUCCGCUCUCCAAGGUCUUGCAGCCACAACGUUACAAGCCUCCGGUCCUUCACGUCAUGAUGGGAGGGUUCAAUUUUGCGAUUAAAGGAUUAUACGAUUACGCUGAUGCACGACAUGAAAAAGUUCCAGAGAAGGAGCGUAAGAAAAGGAUCGAAUACUUUGAUGCCAUGGACAUUCUGGAUAGCUUAGAAGAGGAAUUCAAAUCCCUUGAAGAUCCAGAGAGAAUAAAACACAAGAGAAAAGAAUGCAUUUCACAGAAGAAGAAAUUUCAAGAUUUAAAGAAAGAACUCAAAAAAAUGGAAGGCGAACGACCAUUAGCCAAACGAAGAAUCCGCAAUUUAUUCGAUCAAGUUCUAAAGGACUGUGGCAUCGAUCGUGGUGCAAGUCAUGGGGGAGACUUCACUGGCGUUGGAUGUAUUCAAUUGGAGAAUCGAAUGGACGAAAUCAUUGACAAAUUUAAAGCAAUUCUACUGAGGGAGGGAAAUAAGAACAAGGAGGAAAUCGAAGAAGUGUUAGAAGCCUAUAGGUACCACUUUCGAAUUCUAUCCCACAUGUUCUCUCUUGCCCGAACCCCCAAGAGCGAUUUCCUUGUACCUGCGAAGAAGACCCACAUCCUGACUGAGUUGGCGAAGGCUGCUCGGUUUGGUGAUUUAUCGACUCAGCGCUUGGGGCUUUCCAUGACGACCCCAAAGCGUCAUUUGUUCAGUGCUCAUGCUGUCGCUAUGAUUGAUAAGGAUAAUGGCAUUGCAGAUUGUAACGAAGAUUGGGUGGAAAGACAACAUCAGAUGCGGAAAAAAGUCACCAGCACAUACAAGACUAGGAACCUCGUGAAGCUUGCUAGGUAUGAGAUUCGACAGGACGGGAUUAACAACAACCAACGCAUCAAAGAAAUUCAGAAAGGAGUUUCUGAAAGAGCUUCAAGGAAAGGCUUUAGAGCGAAAGCUUUGAGGGAAAAGCAGAUAGCACAAGCUAAAAGGCAUGGCCUGCGGCAAAAGGCAAUUGAUGAAUUUCCGCAGCAGUUAGAAGAAAACCCAACUCUUAAAUCCCUCAAGGAUCGGAGUAUAUUGGACAGACUAAGACCACUUGAGAACAGAACAGAAUUUCAAGAGUAG